Gloeophyllum trabeum ATCC 11539 is the source of this 959-nucleotide messenger RNA. RefSeq lists its product as uncharacterized. Gene Ontology annotation, cellular component: cytoplasm. The coding region runs from base 6 to 959 and encodes 317 amino acids. The transcript is spliced from 8 exons. NCBI's taxonomy places the organism in Eukaryota, Fungi, Basidiomycota, Agaricomycetes, Gloeophyllales, Gloeophyllaceae. Gene Ontology annotation, molecular function: glutathione transferase activity. The record is from RefSeq and is a predicted model, not a curated record.
GCACCAUGAGCAGGGACACCCGGAGCCAAUCAGACGUCUCAAAGCAGCUCAUUGAGAAAGAUGGAUCUUUCAAGCGGCCAGACAGUGUCUUCCGCAACUGGGUCGAGAAAGGUGGCAAGUUUGCGCCUGAGGCAGGGCGCUACCAUCUCUAUGUGGCAUAUGUGUGUCCAUGGGCGACAAGAACACUUAUCGUCCGAAAGCUGAAGGGCCUCCAUAAUAUCGUUAGCGUGACUGUGGCGUCCUCUCGCAUGGAUGAGCAUGGGUGGCCCUUCGCCAACGUCGAUAAGCUCCCUGGUGCCGAGGAAGAUCCUUUCUACGGAUCCGAACACAUCAAGGACCUCUACCUCAGGGUAGAUCCCGAUUAUACUGGCCGGUUUACCGUCCCGAUUUUGUGGGACAAGAAACUCGAGACCAUCGUAAAUAACGAGAGCUCUGAAAUCAUUCGCAUCCUGAACAAUGCAUUCAACGACCUCCUUCCGGCAGACAAGGCUGCGCUGGAUCUCUACCCGGCGAAUCUGCGUCCGGAGAUCGACGAGGUCAACGAUUGGGUCUAUCACACCGUGAAUAACGGAGUAUACAAAGCCGGUUUCGCCAAAACCCAGGACGCGUAUGAAGCGGCAGUGAAGCCGCUCUUUGCGUCGCUCGACAGGCUGGAGAAGAUGCUCGACGGGAAGGACUACCUGAUCGGUGGGCAGCUGACCGAAGCUGAUGUCCGCUUAUUCGUGACUAUCAUCCGGUUCGACGUUGCGUACUUCGGUGUGUUCAAGUGCAACGUCCGAAGCAUCCGCCAUGACUACCCGGCACUGCACAAAUGGGUUCGGAAGCUGUAUUGGAAUCAUGACCCGUUCAAGUCUACAGCCAACUUCGACCACAUCAAAGCCGGGUACUACUCCAACAAAGGGGUCAAUCCCGCUGGGGUUGUGCCUGUUGGGCCCCUUCCGCCGAUCGAGCCGUUGUAA